Trifolium pratense (red clover) is the source of this 794-nucleotide messenger RNA. RefSeq names its product NHP2-like protein 1. The record is from RefSeq and is a predicted model, not a curated record. The coding region runs from base 152 to 538 and encodes 128 amino acids. Gene Ontology annotation, biological process: maturation of SSU-rRNA; mRNA splicing, via spliceosome; ribosome biogenesis. Gene Ontology annotation, cellular component: small-subunit processome; precatalytic spliceosome; box C/D methylation guide snoRNP complex. NCBI's taxonomy places the organism in Eukaryota, Viridiplantae, Streptophyta, Magnoliopsida, Fabales, Fabaceae. Gene Ontology annotation, molecular function: RNA binding. The transcript is spliced from 5 exons.
UGUAAAAUAGCCUUCGUUUAGAGCCCGAUAGCCUUUAAAGCGUCGUAUAUCUCAUCUCAUAAACCCUGCUGCGAGAUCAUAUCUUCUCACCUUCUUCACGCAAAACCCUAGCGCCUUCUAUUAUUCCACAGAAAACAACAACGCGCCAAAAAUGACUGGAGAAACCGUGAAUCCAAAAGCUUACCCUUUGGCUGAUGCACAGCUUACCAUAACGAUAAUGGAUCUUGUUCAACAAGCUGCUAAUUACAAGCAGCUUAAAAAAGGUGCCAAUGAAGCUACAAAGACACUUAACAGAGGCAUUUCUGAGUUUGUUGUGAUGGCGGCUGAUACUGAACCACUUGAAAUUCUUCUCCAUCUCCCUUUGCUUGCUGAAGAUAAGAAUGUUCCCUAUGUAUUUGUUCCAUCAAAACAAGCACUCGGUCGAGCAUGUGGUGUGACCAGGCCAGUGAUUGCAUGUUCUGUGACCACUAAUGAGGGAAGUCAACUGAAAUCUCAAAUACUGCAACUGAAGGAUGCUAUUGAGAAACUACUAAUCUGAUAGACUGAUUUCGGUAUGAUGGGCUUCAUGAGUUUGCUAGAUUCUCCUUGAGGCUUUGACUGGACGAGUUGUGUUCAACUCGGAAAGGUGCUUUAUAUGUAAACCUACUUUAAUACUUAUCUCCACUCUGUUUGAAGAUUGAAAGUGCAAUUUUUAAGUUGGUGUGUGCUUGCAAUGCUUUAUACUUGUGUAUUAUAUACAGUUUCAGUGUUUUUAGUUAUUUGGGUGCUAAGUAAAUUUUAAUUAUCUGGGUGCA